AUGUCUACAGAGCUCGUCGCGGUGGCCUGCAUCGCGUGGUACAUAUUUAUAGCCUGUGUCUGCGCAAUUGGCUACGUGAACUUAUUCCUCUAUUAUCGUCAUGCCUCCGACCGAGCAGCGGUCCUAUCCAAAGAGAAGAAAGAUAUUCCUCACGUCACAGUCAUUCGCCCCUGCAAAGGGCUCGAGCCCUACCUCUAUGAAUGCCUUGCCUCGACCUUCCUUCAAGAUUAUCCAGUCGACAAAAUAACCGUUCACUUCUGUGUUUCAUCACGCUCCGAUGCCGCGUGUCCAAUCAUUGAGAAAGUUGUCGGCGACUACCCGAACCACGAUGCCCGGAUGUUUGUGGAAGAGGAUGACAAUGUCGCUGAACUGGGAAGCCACAAAGAUCUCCUAGGGCCCAACCCAAAGAUCAGAAACAUGAGCCGGGCUUACCACGAGGCUAAGAGCGAUCUUAUCUGGAUCAUUGAUUGCAAUAUCUGGGUAGGGAAAGGUGUCUGUGGUCGAAUGGUCGACACACUAUGCGGUUUUACGACGCGAGGCGCCCCGGCCAAACCAUACAAGUUGGUUCAUCAUCUUCCAAUCUCGGUGGAUGUGAACACAUAUUUAGGCAGACGACGAAAUAGUACUUCAUCAUACGAUGAGACUUCGCCUGCACCGUUGCUGUCCGACAUCCUAUCUCGAACCUUCAGCCUCUUCGACCAAUAUGGAAGCCGCCUGGAAGAACUCUUCCUCUCUUCGUCGCACGCAAAGAUGUACGUAGCCAUCAACACUGUGGCUGCCGCACCCUGCAUCGUGGGCAAAUCCAACAUGUUUCGCCGAUCGCAUCUCGACUACCUAACGAUGCAACGGGCAGUGAAUGAAGAUCCUACCUCCCCUCUACUCGGAAGAACAGGCAUCGACUAUUUCUCUCGCAACAUCUGCGAAGACCAUCUAAUCGGAGACCUGCUAUGGAAAUCCAAACUGCCGCCCCUCCCUGGAUUUCCCAGGACAAUGCGAAAUCAUGGUCUUGUGUUCGGCGACCUGGCCGUUCAACCUGUGGCGGGCAUGACCGUAACCGACUAUGUGGCGAGACGAGUUCGUUGGUUGCGGGUGCGGAAAUUCACCGUCCCUGUGGCCACACUUGUCGAGCCCGGAACGGAGAGCUUCUUAUGCUCUGCCUUUGGUGCUUUCGGCGUGACAACUUGCCAGUCUACACGUGGUAUGUUGGGAGAUACUUGGAAUUGGCUCUACUUCUGGUGGGCAGUGAGUCUCGUGCUCUGGGCCAGUGUUGACUGGACCGUGUAUUUACUUCUGCAUUCUGGUCGUACCAUUGAAACUGACACCAACGAUGUGCCUGAAUUUGCCAGACCUCGCACACGACGCUUCUCUCGACGGCCUUUCACAGCCUGGCUUUCCUCCUGGGUUGGUCGUGAGGUGCUUGCCUUCCCGAUCUGGAUGUGGGCAAUCUGGGGUGGCGCCAGUGUGACAUGGCGCGACCGCCGGUUCUGGGUCGGUAUGGAUAUGAAAGUACAUGAGAUUAGUGAAACCAAUAGGGCUUCAACGAGGGCCAACGAAAGCGGACGUGCUGUCGUGGGUGAUGUUGGUUCAAGAACGGGACUCGCAAAUGGCCAUGCAUUUGCCUUCAUCGCCAGCCCCUCUGAAGAUGCAAAUAGUAGAUUGACGGCGAAGAAAAGGACAGAUUGA
This is a messenger RNA of Rhinocladiella mackenziei CBS 650.93, 1683 nucleotides long. RefSeq lists its product as uncharacterized. The transcript is spliced from 2 exons. Lineage: Eukaryota; Fungi; Ascomycota; Eurotiomycetes; Chaetothyriales; Herpotrichiellaceae. Gene Ontology annotation, molecular function: ceramide glucosyltransferase activity. Gene Ontology annotation, biological process: glucosylceramide biosynthetic process. The record is from RefSeq and is a predicted model, not a curated record. The coding region runs from base 1 to 1683 and encodes 560 amino acids. Gene Ontology annotation, cellular component: membrane.